This is a messenger RNA of Penicillium daleae, 741 nucleotides long. RefSeq lists its product as uncharacterized. The coding region runs from base 1 to 741 and encodes 246 amino acids. The record is from RefSeq and is a predicted model, not a curated record. The transcript is spliced from 3 exons. Lineage: Eukaryota; Fungi; Ascomycota; Eurotiomycetes; Eurotiales; Aspergillaceae.
AUGGUCUCCACGCGACAUCAUCCUCGCGACUUUCCCUCGCCGGAGAAAGCUGCCAAAGAGCUCGUCAAGUCGUCCCCUGCGCCGACCACCAACGGCACUGCGCGCAAAUGGGUUCAUACCCCAUCUGCCGCGCUAACGAUCUGGCUUGUUGUCUCGAUACCCCUAGUCAUAUGGGAUGCGGGCUAUGUACUCUUGCGACCUCAUAGUAUGCCUGGUGGUCGCCUGCACUCCCCCAUCUGGACCCCCUAUGCGCUAUACGGAACCGUCGACUACAUUUAUGGUUGGCCCGCAUACAAUGCGCGUAAUGGUUUCACUGCCGCGCAAACCAUUUUGAACGUGGUCGAGACGUUGGGUUACUUGUAUUACCUGUGGAUUGUGUACCGACACGGUGCCACGGUCGUCACUGGUCGCGGCGGCAAGAAGCUCAAGAAGGGCUUCGUGUGGCUUUUGACUGGUGAAAAGGUGGUUGCUGGACGGACAGGCGCGAUCGCGCUCCUGGUUGCGUUCACUACGUCGGUAAUGACUCUGAGCAAGACCAUCCUCUAUUGGCUGAAUGAGCUCUUCUCGGGCUUUGAUAAUAUUGGCCAUAACAGUCCUGCCUCUCUUAUUCUUCUAUGGAUCAUUCCCAACGGUCUCUGGAUUGUGUUCCCUGCCUAUAACAUUUAUAUUCUUGGUGAAGAAAUCCUGAACUCCCUGGAGCAGGUCCCACCGCGCCGGCCAGGCCGCCCGAAGUCCUCAUGA